GCCGGAAGCGCUCCCAAACCCACGCGCGCGCUCUCGCGACCCUGAGCCUCCCCAACUCUGGGCCCUGCCGCGCGCUGGCGCUCGUUCCCGGGAUUCCGGGCCCGGAGAGCUCGGAAGCGGCUGCGCGCGCGCUGCCCAGCCCGGUCCCCGCCCCCAGGCACGCGGGGUUCCGGGGCAAUACCGCCAUGUGCUCGUUAGCGCCGGGCGCUGCGGGCGGCCGGGGCGCUGUGGAGGACGAGGACGACCUGCCAGAGCUGUCCGACAGCGGUGACGAGGCCGCCUGGGAGGAUGAGGACGAUGCUGAUCUCCCUCACGACAAGCAGCAGACCCCCUGUCUGUUCUGUGACAGGUUAUUUACAUCUGCUGAAGAAACAUUUUCACACUGUAAGUCUGAGCAUCAAUUUAACAUUGAUAACAUGGUCCAUAAACAUGGACUGGAAUUUUAUGGAUACAUUAAACUAAUAAAUUUUAUUAGACUUAAGAAUCCUACGGUGGAGUAUAUGAAUUCCAUAUACAAGCCAGUGCCUUGGGAGAAAGAAGAGUAUUUGAAGCCAGUAUUAGAAGAUGACCUAUUACUUCAAUUUGAUGUAGAAGAUCUUUAUGAGCCGGUGUCAGUCCCAUUCUCAUACCCCAAUGGACUCAGUGAAAAUACAUCUGUGGUUGAAAAAUUGAAACAUAUGGAAGCCAGAGCACUGUCUGCUGAAGCUGCAUUAGCCAGAGCACGUGAAGAUCUGCAAAGAAUGAAACAAUUUGCUCAGGACUUUGUGAUGAACGCAGAUGUCAGAACCUGCUCGUCAUCUACUACUGCCAUUGCAGACCUCCAGGAAGAUGAGGAUGGUGUUUAUUUCAGCUCCUACGGGCAUUAUGGGAUACAUGAAGAAAUGCUAAAGGACAAAGUGCGAACAGAGAGUUACCGAGAUUUUAUAUACCAAAAUCCACAUAUCUUCAAAGACAAGGUAGUUUUGGAUGUUGGUUGUGGAACUGGAAUUCUCUCAAUGUUUGCAGCUAAAGCUGGGGCAAAGAAGGUUCUUGGAGUUGAUCAAUCUGAAAUACUUUACCAGGCAAUGGAUAUCAUAAGACUAAAUAAACUUGAAGAUACUAUUAUACUAAUUAAAGGAAAAAUUGAAGAAGUUCGUCUUCCUGUAGAAGAAGUAGAUGUUAUUAUAUCUGAGUGGAUGGGCUAUUUUCUUCUUUUUGAGUCCAUGUUAGAUUCUGUCCUUUAUGCAAAGAACAAAUACUUGGCAAAAGGAGGAUCAGUGUACCCUGAUAUUUGCACCCUCAGCCUUGUGGCAGUAGGUGAUAUGAAUAAACAUGCUGAUAGAAUUGCUUUUUGGGAUAAUGUUUAUGGCUUCAACAUGUCCUGUAUGAAGAAAGCAGUUAUUCCGGAAGCUGUUGUGGAAGUUUUAGAUCCAACAACUGUUAUUUCAGAUGCUUGUAGUAUUAAGCAAAUAGAUUGCCAUACAACCUCUGUCUCAGCUUUGGAGUUUUCUUCGGAUUUCACCCUGAAAAUUACAAAGACAUCCAUGUGCACGGCAAUUGCUGGCUACUUCGAUAUAUAUUUUGAGAAGAAUUGUCACAGUAGGGUUGUGUUCUCCACGGGCCCCCAGAGUGCCAAAACACACUGGAAGCAAACGGUAUUUCUGUUGGAAAAGCCAUUUUCAGUUAAAGCAGGUGAAGCCUUAAAAGGAAAGAUCACAGUCCACAAGAAUAAGAAGGAUCCACGUUCGCUCAUUGUGACCCUCACAUUGAAUAAUUCAACUCAAACUUAUGGUCUCCAGUGAAAAGCCCACAAAAGCACAACUACCUGGGUUUUUAUUAUGGGGGAUGGGAUAUGGGUAGGGGGUGGAGUGGGGGGCUUUAUGUGAGCAUGUGGAUGAUCCUUUCCUGACGAUUCUCCUCAGUACGAGAACCAUAUGGUAAGAAUCUAAUAUGAUUCAGCUAAGGAAGGGAACCAACGAUCCUAGUGGAGCACCUACAUAAUCACAGUCUUCGAAAUCUGAUCAGCACGACUUUACUAGAUGUAACCCCUACCUUGAGUUUAGCUAUAUAAUUUGAAUAGGCCUGAGUUUGGAACUAUAAGAGAUAUUCUCUUAUUGUUUUUAAUGUUUCUUACUAUAAAUUUUAAGCACUAGUUACUGAUUAGUUAUUUGGACAAUAUUUUAUUAAACUAUAAACUAUACACAAGCUAUUA
Messenger RNA from Suricata suricatta (meerkat), 2191 nucleotides. RefSeq names its product protein arginine methyltransferase 3 (gene PRMT3). Gene Ontology annotation, molecular function: protein-arginine N-methyltransferase activity. NCBI's taxonomy places the organism in Eukaryota, Metazoa, Chordata, Mammalia, Carnivora, Herpestidae. The record is from RefSeq and is a predicted model, not a curated record. Gene Ontology annotation, cellular component: nucleus. The coding region runs from base 186 to 1781 and encodes 531 amino acids. The transcript is spliced from 16 exons. Gene Ontology annotation, biological process: peptidyl-arginine methylation.